AUGCAGGAGGACGAGCAGCUUCGCUCCCUGGUUGAAACUCAUGGCGCCAACAAGUGGACGGAGAUUGCCGCCGGGUUGCCAGGGCGCACCGGGAAAAGCUGCCGUCUUCGAUGGGUAAACCAGUUGCGUGGCGAUUUGCUGACGAGCGCCUUCACACCGGCGGAGGAUCAAAAGAUUGUGGAGAUGCAGGCGACGUACGGCAACAAGUGGAGUGCAAUUGCUCGGGAAUUGCCUGGCAGAACGGAUAACAUGGUCAAGAACCGUUGGAACUCGUACCUGAAGCGCCGAGUGGAGAUG
Messenger RNA from Volvox carteri f. nagariensis, 297 nucleotides. It is a transcript of the gene myb15, whose product is annotated as transcription factor Myb15. The record is from RefSeq and is a predicted model, not a curated record. The transcript is spliced from 3 exons. NCBI's taxonomy places the organism in Eukaryota, Viridiplantae, Chlorophyta, Chlorophyceae, Chlamydomonadales, Volvocaceae. The annotation marks the transcript as partial.